UCGUGCUAGUAAACAUUUAAGAAUGUUUAAUAAAUCUUACAUAGCGUUAAUUCUGUAUUGCUGUUUGCUAGUUAAAAUUGUAGUAGCAGUAUCUCCACCUCAGAUUAGGAACCUCCAAUGUGAUUGCGGAGUUGCUAAUGAAAGGACGUCGAAAAUUGUAGGUGGUGCUGUGGUUACUCCAUAUAAAUAUCCUUGGAUGGUUACAGUACAGGCAGAUUCGGCUAAUGGGUUGUCAGUUUGCGGAGGGGCUUUAAUUACUCGUCAGUACGUCUUGACUGCAGCCCAUUGUCUGGAAGAUCAUUGGAGCGUAUCCGUCGGAAUAGCUGUUCAUGAUUUGGCCAGGCCAGGUCAGAUGAUACCAGCCUCAGAAAAGAUAAUUCAUCCAAACUAUAUUGGAGAACCGUUUUACGACGUUGGUUUAAUCAAACUUUCGGAAGCAGUUACACUAUCGGAAGAAGUUGGAACCCUUUGCUUGCCUCACAAUGUGAAAUAUGAACAACCUGGCAGGCAUGCCUUUGCUGCGGGGUGGGGAAGAAUAAGGCCUCCAACCUCACCCAAAGGUAAAGAUGGUCCAGUGAGACGGUUUUUAAAGGAAAUCGAUCUGAAAAUAUUACAAGCUGAUGAAUGGUUAAUCUCAGCCGAAGGAAUAACUGGCAGUGGUGUUUGCAAUGGUGAUUCUGGUUCCCCCUUAUUUACAAGAUAUGAAGAUGGAAGGUUCCACGUGAUUGGAGUGACCUCAAUAGGAUUAAAAUAUUGCUCGGGACCCUCCUUUUAUCCUAGAAUAUCUGCUCUUAAUCAGUGGAUUAUGAGUAAUAUCAUGGAUUCAGCACCAUGUGAAACGGCUAGUCACCAAAAAGCACUAAAUGAAACCAACUACUUGUGAAACUUCAUCAAAACCCUUUUACUAUACUUACGAGAAUUAUUCUAAAUGGAAGCCGAUUUGAUGAAUAUAUACGAGAUGAGGAUAAUGUUCUGAAAGUUAAUCUGGAGGUUUCUGCAAAAUUCAUAUGAAAUAAUUUAUGUAAAAUGUAUGUAAAUUUAUGUGAGUAAAAUGUUUCAAAUAAUUACUAUUGUAAA
Molecule: messenger RNA, 1077 nt
Organism: Argiope bruennichi
Lineage: Eukaryota; Metazoa; Arthropoda; Arachnida; Araneae; Araneidae
Product: chymotrypsin-like elastase family member 2A
Exons: 8
Coding region: 23-883 (286 amino acids)
Biological process (GO): proteolysis
Molecular function (GO): serine-type endopeptidase activity
Source: RefSeq, a predicted model, not a curated record